Messenger RNA from Trichoderma aggressivum f. europaeum, 738 nucleotides. RefSeq lists its product as uncharacterized. The record is from RefSeq and is a predicted model, not a curated record. Gene Ontology annotation, biological process: autophagy of mitochondrion. Gene Ontology annotation, cellular component: mitochondrion. Bases 1 to 738 code for a protein of 245 amino acids. The transcript has 2 exons. Lineage: Eukaryota; Fungi; Ascomycota; Sordariomycetes; Hypocreales; Hypocreaceae.
AUGGCAAAGGGGAUCUCGGUCCUCAAAUUCGUGGGCACCGUGUCCCUCGGGCUGUUGACGGCAAGUUUCUCCGUUAUUUCCUUCUGCAGCAAAGACGACGAAAAAAGCCCGGCUGCCCCUCCCCCUCCUCGAGUCGCAUGUUCGGCUGCAUCGCUUUCAGCCUCCCCGCCAGCUCAAAGCGACAGCUUCAGCUCUGCGGAAUUGGAGGGCGUCUCGUAUACCGUCUCCGCCGUCACUCUCCCAACUCUCCUCCAGCUCCCUUCGUCGUCUUCCGCCGCACACGCCCUAACCUCGCUGCAAUCUUCGUUGCGUCUCCCCGUUCUCGCUCUCUCGUCCCUGGCCGCCGCCCCGCUCUUCCUGUCGUUCAUCUGCUCCCCGCGAUACGCUCGCCACCCGUACCUCUUCUAUACGUCCGUUCUGGCCGUGCUGUCUGUUGUAGUGCCCGGAUACCUUCCACAGCCGGCUGCAACAGCUUCGAAGCCUACUGGCGCACGCAAGGCCACCUCAUCCAGAGCCCGGAUGGAAGCGAGCUAUGAGGUCUUGGGCGACUCGCACAGUGAGGGAGACCUGCCCAGCGAGUCUGAGCUGGAGGAUGUCAAUGGCGAGGAAGUCAGAGCCAAUGUUGAGGGUGCUGCGAGGGCAUAUCUCGUCAAGACCGGCUUUGCCGCUGCCGCCUUUGUGCUGUCUGUGGUUGGACUUUGGGGUGAUGGUGCUCCCCGAACUGUGCGUUACUAUUAG